AUGAAUUCACUGUUCUACACCUUUGGCAUUCUAAUAUUCGGAAUUCAUUGCUGUGAUGGCAGCAAAUGCGGUCUCAAAAAAGAUGUGAAUCCAUUCAUGCGGAUCAUCGGAGGAGAUGUACCUGGACAAAAUUCGUGGCCAUGGCAAGCCCUAUUCAUAACGUUGAACGACGAUGGAAUCGGUUUAAUGUGUGGUGCAACGUUGAUCACUAAUCAAUGGUUAUUGACUGCAGCGCAUUGUGCACAGUCUGUUUGA
Molecule: messenger RNA, 255 nt
Organism: Anisakis simplex (herring worm)
Lineage: Eukaryota; Metazoa; Nematoda; Chromadorea; Rhabditida; Anisakidae
Source: the annotation of a GenBank genome assembly